GGUGCAUCUAAUGUUGUGCAAGGUGCAAGCAAUGAUCAUGGUGCUGGGGAUAAAGUUUCAGGUUCAGUUGGACGGGUUUCUCAGGAUCAAGGUUCAGUACCAUCAUGAUAAUAUGUUUAUUAGGAAAUAAAGCUGUAAUUAAUAAUUAAUAAGUAAAAAAUAUCAUUUUAGUGGUAACAUUAAUGCCGGAAUGCCCAGGUUUUCGUCUACCACAAUUCCAGCAUGAGAUCAUAAAAUUCACAAUACAAAAUGUUAGUUGCUCAAUGCUGUAUUGAUGAAGAGAGGCAAAAACCAGAGUACCUUCACAAAACCUGUUGGAACAAAAAAGUGAACCAGUAACAAGUUGGUUUUCUUGGCCACUGCACCACCCUUGUGCUCAAAAUAUAAUAGCAAAACAGUGAUGUUAUUUUCCAUUCAGCACUUCACUUGUGGUGGUAAGCAUGUUAAUGUUAAAACUGUUCCUUGGCCAAUAAAUUAGUUUAUGCAGCUUUGGGCUGAAAUGUGUAUUUAAGAUAUAUAAAUAGUUGUAUCUACAUGUUGGAAUGCUGGCUGAUAUCUUGUCUCAUUUUUCAGGUGCAUCUGAUGCUUUGCAAGGUAAUGAUCCUAGUGCAGGGGGUGAAGUUCCAAACUCAAGCAAUCAAGUUCAUUAUGACCAAGGUACUGUACAGAAGUGUUAUGUGUUACUGAAAAUAUAAGAUGAAAAAUUGGUUAAUGUGUUUUUGUAAUUUAGCAUUUCCUUCAGGUACAGUUAUCAUGUGACACUAAUCUAUAAACUUAAAAACAUAAGUGGUGUAAUCUCAAUUGUUGCAUGUUUCUGAUUGAUAUUUUCUUCAUUCUCAAGGUGCAUCAGCUAGUGCUGUGUACAAGGCAAGUAAAAAUCUUGGUGCUAUAGGGACGGAAGCUUCAGAUUCAGGCAAAGUAAUUCCCCAUGAUAAAGGUACAACAACAAUAUCUUUAUUUAGUAAUAUUUAACUUAAUAAGUAGGACAAAUAUAUAUAAUUAAAUAGUAUUGCUAUAAUGUUAUGUAGCUACUUUGCAUUUUGUGAACAUAUAGUAUUUAAUGAACGAAUUAAGUAGAUAAAUGUGUAUAUUAUAUAUGCCUGCUUUCCAUAACAGCCAUGCCUGUAACUAAACAAAAACUUAACUAUUAGAUUAAAAUUGGCUGCCCACUUUAAAGCUGCACAGUAUCUGCCUGCUGCAACUCAAUUGGGAGGCUGUUUCACACCACCGCAUCCCUACAGCCAAAGCUAUUUUUUUAGGUAGUUUAUGAGGAGCUGAGGAAUAGCCAGUUUGCUGUCAGUGUCUCAUAGCGAACAGAAGGUGACACUAUCAUGGUUGGUAAACAAGUUGCUUAAGUAUUCUGGGGCAAUACUGUUUAUUGAUUUGUAUACCAUACCUGCUGUGUGAUAUUUACAUUCAAUGUCAAGCUUUUGCCAGCCAAGCCUCUCAAUCAAAUAAUCAGCAUCAAUGUCAUAGCCUGAAAACGUUAUGAUUCUAGCUGUGCGAUUUUGUAGCUUCUGUGGCCUGGUUGCCAGGGUUUUACCAUAGCUGUCCCAGGCAAUGCUACAAUAAUCGAAGUGGAGUUGAACUAGAGAAUUUAAAAUUUCAAAGCCCCAAUACCAGACACAAUCUUUUUGGCUAAUUCCUUGAUGUGUACAUUCCAAGAUAAGUUAUGAUCAAUGUGCACACCAAGGAUUUUUAUCUGAGUAACCUGUUUUACAGGAGUAUCAUUAGUUACCGUGUGUGGGAUUGAUUGAAACGUGCUUAACCUUAGUUUGUCGUGAUCUGAUUAGCAUAAACUCAGUUUUUGACUGAUUCAAAGUGAGUUUAUUAACUAUAAAGCCAUUGAUUAAUGCUAUAAAGGUCUUCAUUUAGAUAAUUAUUGAUAUUCGUCAAGUUGUCUCUUGCAAAUGUCAAAUGCACAUCAUCUGCAUAACAUACAGGGUUGUGAGUGUGAAAGACAAUUUGGAAGGUCAAUAUUGAUAUAAAAUAGAAACAUUAAGGGCCCCAAAGAUAGUCCUCUGGGGAAUCCCACGCAAAAGCAAAUGGUCUUUUGAGAGAUGCCCAUUGGCAGAGCAUUUUUGAUUGCAUCCAUUUAAGUAUGACACCUAAACCAAUUACUCCCAGACCCCCCAAAACCAUAUGCAUUGAGUUUUGAUAGCAUGAUCUCGUGAUCAACCGUAUCAAUGGCUUUCUUUAAAACUAGAAAAACUACUGCAUUAUUCUUGCCGUGGUCAAUAUUGUAUGUCCAGUUAUUGGUGGCCUCAAGGAGACUGUAAUUGUAGACUUGGUUAUGUGCUAUUCUUUUGAAUACUUUAGCUGUCACUGGGAUUAUUGAAAUGAGGCGAAAAUUGUUCACGUCUCUAAGUUCACCUUGUUUUAACGUUCAUCAGGAUAAAUGCCUGUAUUGUUUGAGCAGUUGAAGAUCACACACAAAUAUUCCGAUAUCAAAUUGGGACAAAUACAGAAAAGUCUAGCAGAGAUUUUGUCUAAGCCUGUUGCUUUAGAUUUACAAAGCUUUUACACGUAAGAAAAUACUAUGUUCAGAGUUGUACAGUGUAGUUUUAUCACUGUAUCAGAAAGGGGAAAAUGAACAAACAGCGACAUAUUCAAACAUUUUUUGCAACUACAUGUUGAGAAUAUUAAUUUACAGCUAUCCACUUUCAGUGUUUAUUUAUACUGAUAAAAUUUAAUGUUGAAUGGUAAUCACUUAUUGGUAUUGUCUCAUAAAAUAAAUUUGAUAAGUUAAAAUAAAUACCAAUAGGUAACAAAUUUUAAUUUAAAAAGUGGUUCUCCAUCUAUCAUUUCUGUACUUGAGCUUUUUCACUUUGUAUUCUAGUUCGUUAUGGAGAACUGAUAUCAUCGUUCUUUCUAUAUUAAAUAAGCCCCCCUUACUCCAAUAAGCCCCCCCCCCCCCCCAACGGCUCAGAAAUAAAAAAACCACCAAGAGCGCUAGAUAGAGAAAUAACAGGAAAACUAAUUUUUUAUUUUUACUUUUGGGGGGGAGGAGGUUGGAAAUAAACAACGUAAACGAUAAAAAACAUAACAAAAAAAGACUAUGCUAAAAAAAAAAAGAAAAAAGACUCAAAAAAAAAAGAAACCUUAAAUGGUCUUGAAAUAAAUAAGCCCCCAGGAGGGCUUAAUAGAGGAUUUACGGUAAACUUAGUUUUUUAUUUUCACAUGUGGGUGGGAGGAGCAUCAGAAUAUACAGCAUUCACAGUACAUACUAUAACAAGGCUGUGCUCUGAGAAAAAAAUAAUUGCAGAUAGCUCAAAAGCUUUAGCAUUUAAAAAAGAUUCCCCAACCAGCACAUGUCACAGCCCUGGAUAAAAACAUCUUGUACUAAAAUGCCUUACAGAACUAAACAAAUUUGACUGGCAUUAUCAUCUACAUUCCACGUAGGUACUUUAUGUGUAAAUUAAUAUUGAUAUAUAUUCCUAUGUCUUUUGUACCUUCGUCUUAUCCAGACCCUUUGUACCAAACGCUUGAGGACAAUAUUACGAAGACAGAUGAAAAGGUGAAACAAUUUGGUCAAGAACUGAAAACUUUGAAAAAAGAUGCUAAAUCAGGUGAGCUGAACAAAGAUCAUUCAUUCUAGGUUCCGAAUAAUUGAUCUGAGUUAAUGUUUCCUACUUUUACAUUUUGGUCGGAUCUCCCUGAAAUUUUUGUGGGGUUUUUGUUAUUUUAAGUUGUAUCUCUACUUUCAUUGACCUUUAAAUUGAUUACACUACGUAGUUCAUAAUCGCUGUGUUCAACGGAUGUGAGCUACGUGCGGAACGUAUCAUCAUAAGAACAAUUCGUGUUAAUACGUGUUACUUUAAAAUCCCUGCUUUUCAGCUGACUUCAGUGAACAAGAAGCAAGCAGAUAUAAUGAUACUGGUGAAAGAUCAGGGGCAAGUAAGGAAGGUACGUGUAUUUUCAACAUUGAACGAAAAAAAAAACACCAAAGCUGUAUAUUCCAAUGGUUAACAGACAACAAUGAUUUACGCACUGCGGCAUACAUUUUACUUUUUGAACUCAGUUUUGGAGCACAUACUUACGUAGUACUUUUGUUUACGUAAUUUAUGUAAUUGCGAAAUAACAAGGAACAACAAGGGGAUGGGUGGUUUAAAAUAUAUAAUGCACCAUUUUGUGAAACCACUAGUGAGAAUCUCUUCACUAGACUAUAUUUUGGGGAGGGAACUCAGUUUUGGCAAAAUUAAAAGGAAAAAAAGUGUGGUUCGAGAAACAGGAAUUUCACUGUGUCUAACAGAUGCUGAACCCGGAGUUUCAUGUCCAAAAAAUUUGGAAAUUGGUUUUGUUUCCUUUGCGGACCCCUUUGCCUCGGUAUUUUGUUUCAACAGAAUUUUCAUAACACGAAACAUAUGACAAAGUUUGACAUAAACUUCACAAGGAUAGUUUUUAGCACAGACGAAACUAAACCUCUGAAGUCCGUCUGCAAGCCAGCGCCAAAAUCCUUAUUCUGGGCCCCCACCCAAAAGUACCCGCCAGGAUUGGCCUGUCAAAAAAAGCUAUUGUACGAUAGGCCAAUCAGGUUGAAGAGAAAUUCGCAACGCACUUCCGGUAAUUCGUUGAGUCUGUAGGUGCCCAGAACAAGGAUAUCGGCGCUGUUUGGCGGACGUUACUUACUGACGUUAGAUAACGUGUGCUACGCAGGCUAAUCCUUCCUAAACCCUCAAAAAAUUGAAGAAAGGAUGUAAAACGUUUUUUUUGAUCCUCUUAAUUUCGUAUGUAUCAACUCACUAAUGUUUUUCUGUCCAAUACCAGAAGUUAGUCAUGUGAAAACUUCUGACCUGAAAGCCUGUCGCAAUAAGCUUGCUGAUUACUACAAGCGCACAGCCACGGUACCCACCUCUGUUUGGUCUUCGAUUUGUCAGGUGAAACUUGAGAAGAUAUAUACUCGACUGUCAUGGGUGAAAAAAGAACAAACUCCAACUGGGACAUCACCGGCUGAACUAACAGACUACAGUGAACUAUUCACAGCAGAUGAGAACGGUGUUUUGCCUAAGAGAAUACUCGUGCAAGGAGAAACGGGAAUUGGAAAGAGCACAUUUGUUAAGACGCUAGCGUUGCAUUGGGCUAAACUCGUUGACGAUAAGGAUGUUGUAAACGAAGUAAUGGCUUCUUCAAGUAAGUGCGGAGGGGUUAAGGAGCCAUCACGUGAAGAUCACAUGGGCGUCAGCCAGGCCGAGAGCAGCGAAACAAGAAAACAUGAUGACAGCAGUGAGAGUCAUAUUGAUGCCCUGAAGAAGUUCCAGCUUGUUAUUGCUGUUCCUUUGAAAUAUGUGUCUAAAUGCCAAACAUUCAGAGAAGUUUUAAGCUGUUCUCGUCUAAUUCCCAAGGACGAGGAAUAUUUAACGGAUGGUAUCUUUACGUACAUUUGUAACAACCAAGAGAAAGUUUUACUGGUGUUUGAUGGAUACGACGAGUAUCGCACUGGAAGUGUAGCAGAAACCCAGUUUGGACCAAGAAGCACCUCUCCUAUUUGUGAAAUUUUUCACCGGAAUGAGCUCAGAGACUGUACUUUGUUAGUAACCACGAGAUCUUCAAGAGCCGGUGAACUGCUAGAAUUCUGUCCCGACAAACACGCUGAGAUCACCGGAUUUGGCAUUACAGACCAACUGGAUUUCAUGGAGAGGGUGCUAGAUAGCAGCAGCCAAGCCAUCGAACUAAGUAUUUGCCUAUUUGAAAAGAAAGUGAAAGACCUUGCAAGAGUGCCACUUCUAAAUCUUUUUUUCUGCUUGUUGUUCAGGCAAGAAAAGGAGAACCUGAUUAAAGUUGACAAUAGGAAAACUCCAUUAUAUCGAGCUAUCAUUCGAUGCAUCCUGCACCACAGCAAGAGGAGACUUUCGCCUGCUGAAGUAAAAGGGGAAGAUUACCGAGAGAUUCUUGCUGAAAUAGGAAAAGUUGCGUUGGAAAGUCUUCUGAAGGGCAGUCAGGUGUUUGAAUGUCAUCAGCUGUCUGAGAAAGUACGUGGUGAAAAAAGUGUUAUGGUGGGCCUCUUACAAUUAACUGAGAACGGAGCAAGUCCGGAGCCAACGGAGAUCGUGUCCUUUAUACACAAAUCAAUUCAAGAGUAUUUAGCAGCCUGGUUUAUAGCGAACAUAUGUGUUCCCGAGGGUAAUCUUGGUGGAAUUGAAAAGCAUGCCGCCACUUUGGAGGAUUGUGAGUCAACUGCAAAUGUUUUGCACUUCGUGUGCGGUUUGUCCAAAGAUGGAGCGGUAAAAGUGCUAACGCAUUUAUCUACUGUUCGCGCCAAUGACUCCUCACUAGAGUUUUCAAAGUUAAUGCCAGUUGAUGAAACCGAAACAAACCUGCCCUGGGCUGGCUUUACCAUGCGGCAUAUCCAGUUUAAUGACUUGGUCCUAGAUUGCCUUCAAGAAGUUUCAGUCUUGACUCCCGAUCUUAUAGAGCAUGUCUUUGGUUGCACCGGGGGAAUCAUCUUCCAAGAGACGCCAGUUGGUCGCGGUCUAGUGCCUAAGCCGGAAGUUUUAACUCAGCAAGCAACACAUUCUUGGGCUUUCUAUUUUAUUAACCGUUUUCCCGAGAGACGGCGAUUGUUUUGGCCAUUAAUCACCGCCAACCCAGUAAAGAACCUCUAUCAAUCAGUUCAAUUUCUGGAUCUCUUGGAUAUCCCCCUUAGAAUGGUUAGGAAUUCGAAAGAGCUAAAACUAGGAGACUUUUUAACAAAGUUUCGCCUUUGUUCUUGUAGGCGUUGCACUUUCGCUUCCGUGCUUUGUUGCACUGAUGGCAAAAUGAUGGUGUACAUCACAGACUUGAAGCUUUUAUGUGAUACACAUACCGGGAUGUUUACUGAAGCUGCGGCUGUAGUUUGUGAUCAAUCUGUUUCUGCAAAAAUGUGUUCAAGCCAACCAUGUUUAAAAUUCUUAACAUCCUUAAGCUGCAUUUUCCAUGGAAACCGAGAAUUGUUGAAAGAACUUGUUGUCAUGGUUAGAAACUGUAAACAUUUGCAAGGAAUUAAGUAUGACGUAGACGGUGACUACGUAGUUGAGGACUUGCUUUGCCCCAUUUCAUCUGAAACAGCAAUGGCAAUCGUAAGCAGUAUCUCGCCUGAGAGUUUGGGAGAAGUUUCACUUAAACAUAUCAACCUCACCACCUCCGCAGCUGCGACUCUCGGUAAAUCACUUUCUAAAAUGACUUUCUUACGAAGGCUUCAGUUAACAGGGCCGUAUUAUAUCGGUUCCCGUGACUGUUUUCUGAAAUUGAAUACUCUUUUUGAAGGAUUUAACCAUGUACGGCAUCUAGAAGAACUUCGGUUAUCACGUUUUUGUGUCGUUGAUUCCUUUGCUCCACUAACCGAGAAAUUUUGCUUCUUUCCUAAUUUAAAAAAGUUAGUGCUUAAAGACGUAAACUUGGAUGGAGAUGGUUUGUGUCUUCUACUGGAAGGUUCUCGAUUCAUUCCAAAUCUGCAACACCUGAAUCUGUCGUUCAAUCCACUUGGUCGUGCGGUAAGAGCUAUCGCUUCCUACCUUGACAAACUUCCUGAACUUAGGGAGCUUCUGAUUUAUGAUAGGUCAGUGGAUGGCUCAGAAGACUUGAAGUACGUUCGGAAAGCUGCCAAAGAAUUACGUCCUGAGAUUUCAGUACUAGGGGAACUCAUUCCUGUAGACUAG
Molecule: messenger RNA, 7634 nt
Organism: Porites evermanni
Lineage: Eukaryota; Metazoa; Cnidaria; Anthozoa; Scleractinia; Poritidae
Source: the annotation of a GenBank genome assembly